AUGGCUCGAAGUCAGUGCGUUCGCAGCCUGCUCGAGGAUGCAUUCGGCCAGCUGGAGCCAUGCGUGGGAACUGCGACCAGUGGUGAGGAUGGUGAGGAUGAGGAUGCACAAAUAGCUGCAGUUGUUGCGAAGCUAGCUGAAGACAGCUUCCAGCUGGAGGCUGUGCACAAAAACCUUCGGGACAAGCAGCUGGAUUCCAAGACGCUAUGUGCUGCGGGGCUGGUUGCCGACAUCGAGGCAGAGAAACAGGAAGAGCCUCACGAGCUCCAGAAAGCAGGUUAUCCAUCCGAGCAGCCUGUUGUUCGGCGAGGGCCGGGUCAGGAGACCGGCGGCAAGAUCAAAGCGGCGAGGCCUGCACCCCUCCAACUGAUUCCAGAAGCAGCAGUUUUUCAAGGCUGCCGAGUCGGACAAACCUAUGACGUGAAGAUCGAGAUUCGCAACGUGUCUGCCCCUCCAGGCACCUUGAUUUAUGAUUUUGUUGAAGCGCUGCUGCGAUCAGGCUUCGUCUCGAUUUUGCUUCUUUGGCGGAAGCGGUCGGCUGCUGCAGAAGAGAGAGAAAUCGCUGCUCUCUUCCGCCAGCUGCAAGAUCUCAGCAAAGCCGUCUGCAUGGUCGUGUCUGAUGCGCGGUCCACCAGCUUCAGCCAGCGAAAUCUAGCAAAGUACUUGACUCAGCGUGGCCUUGAACCAAGCGGCCAACUUCUUCAGGAUGCGAAGGUGCUUGUGAGCGUUCUGAGGGAUGAUGCACUUCAGAAGGCAAAUUCAGGUGCGGAGCGGGGCCGCGCCUUCGCGCACGAGCUGAAAAAGUCUGCAGUCGACCGUCAGCGUUUGGUAAACCUCUUCCCGGACAUCAAGGCCAGCUACGUUCAGCAGCCGCUUGACUACGGAAGGAAUUCCAGAUACGGAGAUCAGUGGCGAAUUUCCUGCUACCUGGUCGUAAUGGAGAACUGGAAGCCGAAGAUUCUGCCCCACGAGCCAAUGCUUCGAUGUCUCGGCUCCGUCAUGUCCGACUGCGUAGACAUGUUUGAAGACUGGUAUUGUCAGUUGAAAGGCUACAGACUUGGAAGCAAGAAGUUUGAAGUGAUGAAUGCCUUCGUGACUCGAUAUCGGCCAGUGCAUGGAGAAGAUGAGCUGCAGAAGCACAUCGAUGGUGCCAACGUGGAUGGCUCCGUAAUCUUGGCUCUUCCUACAGAUGAGCCUUUCGAAGGAGGUGCCCUGCAUGUGUGGGAUGGCAAGCCAAAGCAAGAGCUUGUCUACACCAUGGACGCCGGCGACUGUAUCUUCUUGGACACCAAGAUCUGGCCCCGUCGCAACCACAGCCUGUCUGACGACACAUCCGUCGCCGCCGUCGAGAAACUGGGUGAAGAAUUGUGGGCUGAUCGGAGGGACGAGGUGUCUUCCAGCUACGCAUCGAGGCGCCGGCAGGUGUGGGCGACACGACGCCGGGGCCGCUCUUCCGUCGCGAUGCCGAGUCCAGUGCCCGAGACAUGCAGGGCUCCGCUGCUAAUUGUUGGUAUGACUUCUUUGCCGUCGCGUUUGGAAGGGAUUGGGCCAGCGCUGGAGUCUAUAGCCAGCCAGUCCAGGCGACCGGAUCGGCUCGUUCUGUCAUUGCCGCGGCUGUCGGCGCGCGAAGGCCGCAAGUAUGAGCUGCCGGAUCAUGUGACCUGCCUCAUGGCAAAGCAUCCAUGGAUGGAGGUCAACUGGUUGGAGGAGGAUGCAGGUCCUGGCACCAAAUUACUCGGGGCAGCUGACUGGUUUCAAAGAUCGAUUGGCAGGGCAAUCCCUGGCGAUAUGCUGAUGUUGCUCGACGAUGACCACGCUUACCUACCAUCAGCACUAGGCGAGUUGUGCCAGAUCCAGCAACAUCUUGGAUGUGACUACAUCAGCUCUUUCUUCGCCUACUUCUUUCGCGGGCUCAUGGUGCCACAGGGCGCCGAUAUUGUGGCCUUGCAGCUGGAUAGCACAACCUUGCGUUGCAUUAUUGAUUUUCACAGGUGCUUUGUGAAAGGCGAUGCAGCAUGUUUCCUGGUAGAUGAUCUGUGGACUGCCAUGUUCUACUUUCUGAGCGGGAGGCAGGUGCGCUCCUUCCGCGACAGAGUCAUCCAGAGGGGCUUGGAAACCAUCUAUUCUCGAACGGACAAUGCAUCCGUCGCGGCUUUGAUGGAUUUGGAUGGCAGUGCGCGAAGAGAUCGCGCGAUGGUGUCGGCGUUUGAGGGCUUGCUGCAGCGCCUUUUGGACGAGGAGUCCCAGCUUUCCAGCAUUGCCGGCGAAGAUGCAGUUCAACGUCUCCACAAGCUGGCCGCAGAAGUGAGGCAGGCAGAUCGACGUAUUGUAGAGCUCAACAGGUGGCUGCUGCAAGCGCAGUUGGGUGGGACAUGCGAGUCCCAACUGCUGCGGCGAGCAACGCAGGAGCUGGCUCAAUUGAUGCACUUGUACCUAAUGCAGAAGCUGCCGGAGAAACCACCGUCGACAAGCGAUGCCGACAUUCUGGCAGAAGAAGUCAAUGCUGCAGUGCCGAAGGAAAAGAACGUGUCGUCACGAGCAGUGAAGGCCAGGCAUAUCAGGGUGUGUCUCUGCAGAGAUCGAAGGGGUGUCCUUCGAUUCCGCCACAUGGCCAAACGAAAAAUCGAGAAUGCUCCGAACCCUGACAGCGCCCAGACGAUCCGUGGCCUGGAUCUGCCGACCUAUGAUGGCGCAGGGCUUCGAAUCGGAAUCCUGAGCGCGAGAUGGAACUCAAUAGUAUGUGACAGCUUGGUGGCCGGGGCUGUCGAAGCCCUUACGUCUUGCAACGUCACCGACAUCACCAUCGAACAUGUCGCCGGAUCUUAUGAAAUUCCUCAGGCUGCCCAGGUACUUUUGGAUUCUGGUCGGUUUGAUGGAAUCAUCUGCAUCGGCUGCCUCAUAAAGGGCGGCACAAUGCAUUUCGAGUACAUCAGCGAGGCCGUUACUCAGGGCAUCAUGAGACUGAACCUGGACUACAAAGCCCCAGUUAUUUACGGCAUCCUAGGCUGCUUGAAUGAGGAGCAGGCCAAAGAGAGAGCCGGAGUUAAUGGAGCCGGGCACAACAGCGGAAAGGAUUGGGGAAUCACUGUUGUGGAGUCGUGCCUUCUGACCAAGAAGUACAAAAAAGUGCUCGGCAGCUGA
Messenger RNA from Symbiodinium sp. CCMP2456, 3141 nucleotides. The record is from the annotation of a GenBank genome assembly. NCBI's taxonomy places the organism in Eukaryota, Dinophyceae, Suessiales, Symbiodiniaceae.